ACUCAACCCAUACUGAGACUUUGUAUCCAUCCCGCAGCUCAGAGCUUUGUUCUAAGAGUUGUGGUUCUCUAGCUGUCUGUCUGUCUGUGUGGACGUUGCUGGGACCUUGUCCCAGACUUGAGCUGACCUCAGGGCUGCCUGUGACCAGAGUGGAUGGGGCCUAUCCCUCACAGUUCCUUUGCAGGGACCCUGGCCUCAUCAUGGACCCAGAAUGCUCCCGGCUCCUCCCAGCUCUCUGUGCUGUCCUGGCAGAUCCAAGGCAGCUGGUGACAGAUGACACUUGUUUAGAGAAACUCCUGGACUGGUUUAAAACAGUAACAGAGGCAGAAUCCAGUCUCCUGCUGUUAGAAGAGAAUCCCUGCCUAGUUGACCUGCUGUCCCAUGCCCUGAAAUUCCAGGAUGUGAGUUCCAGAAUCCUCUCCUUUUCACUUCGCCUUGCAGGGAUAUUUGCAGCCCAGGAAAACUGCUUCCAGUAUCUUCAGCAGGGGGAAUUACUGCUCGGGCUCUUUGGGGAGGCGGGCCCCCUUGGCUUCCCGGCCUGGAAUGUCCCCUCAGUGCGCAGUGGCUGGAUCCAAGGCUUGUGCUCCCUGGCGCAGCACCCCAGUGCUGAGCAGUUCCUGAUUGAAUGUGGUGCCAUGGACACCAUCUUCUCCCUGCAGGGGGAUUCCAGCCUUUUUGUGGCCUCUGCCGCCAGCCAACUCCUGGUCCAAGUCCUGGGUUUGUCCUUACAAGGCAGAGCUACCCUACAGCUCGGCUUACCAGAUGGUGACUGGCCCUCGUGUGCCCAGAGCAUCGUGGGCUACCUCGAGGAGUCCCUGCGCUCUGAAGCCACACCACAAGUCACGCAGGCUCUGAAGGUCCUGACCACCAUGUUUGGGCGUUGCCACCAGCCUUGGACAGAAGCCCUUUGGAUGCGGCUGAGUCCCCUAGUGGUUUGUCUCCUGGAGAAGGACCCUGUCCCCACGGCCCACUCACUUGUCGACCUCUUCCUCAGCAUGGCGCGGUCUCCUGUGUUUGGUUCUUCUGACUGUGACCUGUGGGUGACGUUGGCCCAGACUCUGAGCCGUCUGAGCCCCAUGCAGGCAGGGCCCCUGGCUCUGGGGAUCCUGAAACUCCAUGUCUGUCCCCAGGCUCUGAGAACCCAGGCUUUUGAUGUCCUCCUUCUGCCGCUGGCCUGCGUCCUGGAAGCUGCUGCCCAGCCCCCUGGCUUCCGGUCCUGUGUCUAUCCUCCAGGCUUGCUGGAUGGGACUGGGAGCAGCCUUGCGAUGGCCGAUGCCCUCCUGGCCUCCACAUCGUCCUGCGCCGGCCUCUUGUGCCAGAGCCUGGCCCACCUUGGGGAGCUGCAGCCACUGCCCCACGGUCCCCGGCUGUGGCCACAGGCGCCCCUGCUCAAGGCCACCGUGACGACACUGUGCUUCUGUAGCGGCUCCGCAGUGCCCGUCUCCAGCGUGGGGGGGCGCCUCUGCAGGAUCCUGGCUGGCUGCGUCCGCGUCCAGCGUGCGGCCCUCGACUUCCUGGGGACGCUGUCUCAGGGGACAGGCCCCCAAGAGUCAGUGAUGCAGGUGUUUGCCAUCCUCUUGGAGUACCUGAGGAGCCCCGAAUCCAGCCCUACGGUUCUGAAGAAGGCCUUCCAGGCCACUCUCCGGUGGCUCCUGAGCACCUCCAAAGUCUGUGGCUCCAAUGACCCUGGCUGCCACACCCAGCCAUUCCUCAGAGAGCUAUUCCCCGUGAUGCAGAAACGUCUGUGCAACCCCUGCUGGGAGGUGAGGGACUCGGCCCUUGAGUUCCUGACCCACCUGACUGCACACUGGGAAGGGCAGCCUGGCUUUCGACAAGCCCUCCUGGCCUCCGACAUGCCCGAGCUUGCCCAGCAGCUUCUCCAGGACCCCGAGGCCUAUGUCCGCGCAAGCGCAGUAGCCGCCAUGGGACAGCUGGCCAGCCAGGGACUGCAUGCCACCCCCACCGGCCCCGAGCACCCAGGAGCCCAGCAGAAGAGUCUGCUCCAGGAGCUCCUGCAUAUCCUCUCCACGGACUCUGAAGGCUUCCCUCGCAGGGCGGUGAUGCAGGUCUUCACGCGGUGGCUGCAGGAUGGCCACACCGCGAUGGCCGAGGACUUGGAGCAGUUCAUGGCCAGGGUGUUCCAGGUGGUGAGCCGGGACCUGGACUGGGAGGUGCGCGUCCAGGGCCUCGAGCUGGCCCGGGUGUUCCUAGCCCAGACACUGGGACCACCUGACUGCCCCUAUGCAGUGGCUCUGCCUGCAGCUGCCCCGCCCAUCCCACCUAUUGAGGUGCUGCGGACGCUGGGUCGGGUGCAGCUCCUUGAGUUUGCCUUCCGUGCCUUGUUUGACUGUGACCGGCCUGUGGCCCAGAAGUCCUGCGACCUCCUGCUCCUGCUGAGGGCCAGGACUGCCCCCGACAGCGGGCUGCAGGGGGCCGGAGGCGGCCCAGACACUGCUACCGUGGAGGCUGCCCUGCGGGCGUGGCAGGCGGGUGAACAGGGCCAGCCGCUGGGUGAGCUGGUGCCCGAGGUCGUGGUGGCUGUCCUGCGGGCCCUGGACCUGGAGGGGCUGCAGGCCACGCUGGCCCAGAGCAGCGACCACGUGGAGCAGAGCCCGCGGUCCCUCUUGCAGGACAUGCUGGCCACAGUGGGCGCCCUGGGGGGGCACGAAGCUGACUGCUACUGAGGCUGCAGGCCCCGCUCUCGCCAUGCGGCCGAGGGCCACGCCAGCCCCAGAGAACUGGAGCCUGGCCUUCAGCCUGGCCCGGCUACACAAGGGAAGCCGGGAGUGGCGGAGCAGCAAGAAGAAAUGGCUUGUUUUCUACUGAAAUGAAUGGCAUUUGGCAGCACUUUGUCCUAAGAUGGGUGGGACUUGGGCAGGCCCCUGGCCCCAGGGAGGCUUCCCUGGAGCCUCCCUGUGACACUGCUGGUUUGGAGACACGUCUGGGGAGGGAUCUCACUGUGACAUUCAGGGAGCCUGUAGUGAUGCCUCCAUGUGGACCCCCAGGUCCCCCGGCCCAUCCUCUCCAUAUCCCGGAGCAGGGACCCUCUGGGCAGCACAAGCUGGAGAGCCUCUGAACUCAGACCUGUGGCCCCUCCCAGCAAUAAGCGCCCCCGUUUCAGCCCCAGCCA
Trichechus manatus latirostris (Florida manatee) is the source of this 3130-nucleotide messenger RNA. It is a transcript of the gene BRAT1, whose product is annotated as BRCA1 associated ATM activator 1. The transcript is spliced from 13 exons. Gene Ontology annotation, biological process: positive regulation of protein phosphorylation; DNA damage response; cell population proliferation. The record is from RefSeq and is a predicted model, not a curated record. Lineage: Eukaryota; Metazoa; Chordata; Mammalia; Sirenia; Trichechidae. The coding region runs from base 201 to 2684 and encodes 827 amino acids. Gene Ontology annotation, cellular component: nucleus.